Centruroides sculpturatus (bark scorpion) is the source of this 560-nucleotide messenger RNA. RefSeq names its product oxysterol-binding protein 1-like. The transcript is spliced from 3 exons. The record is from RefSeq and is a predicted model, not a curated record. The coding region runs from base 135 to 560 and encodes 141 amino acids. Lineage: Eukaryota; Metazoa; Arthropoda; Arachnida; Scorpiones; Buthidae. Gene Ontology annotation, biological process: endosome organization; retrograde transport, endosome to Golgi; receptor recycling. Gene Ontology annotation, cellular component: early endosome; recycling endosome; trans-Golgi network.
AAACUUUUUAGUGGAAAGAAGAUUAAUAAUGUGGAAAUAUUCAUCAUCUUCUGUUUUGUCCUUAGAAAAUUUCAAUUUUGAAUAAUUUUCAGAUAUCCUUUUACAAUCAUUAAUCAACAUCUAUAAAUUAUAGUAUGGCUGAUGUUAAAUUUCAACAACAAGAACCUGAAAUGAAAGGAUGGCUAUAUAAAUGGACUAAUUAUUUAAAAGGUUAUCAAAAGCGAUGGUUUGUGCUUUCAAAUGGAUUGCUGUCUUAUUAUAGAAAUCAAAUGGAGAUGUCUCAUACUUGUAGAGGAACAAUUAGUUUAGUCAGUGCUGUUAUUCACACAGAAGACUCGUGUAACUUUGUAAUUUCUAAUGGCGGAACACAAACAUUCCAUCUGAAGGCAACAAGUGAAGUGGAGCGUCAGCGCUGGGUUACUGCUUUAGAAUUAGCAAAGGCCCGAGCUAUUCGUAUGAUGGAAUCAGGUAUACACUCAGAUGAUGAUGAAUUUUAUGAUGCAGAAGAACACACUGCUGCUGAUUUUGUGGUAACUAUUCCAGGAAAAGGUCACAGGUAA